CUUGUUCGCUCCCAGACUCUCGUCCUUGGUGUUUGUUGGUUCCGUGGCUGCUUCUUUCUAGAUCGGUUCUCUCUGACUAUCUUUGAUGACUUCUGUUGCUGACCAGGAAGAGAACAGAAGAAAACGGACUUUGGGUAGCUCUUCGAGAUGAAUCGACGGCAGCGGCGCGGAGUUGUCUGGGCUGUUCUCGUUCUGCCAUUGUUCCUUUCUCUCGGUCGUUCUGUAUUCGGAGCACACAAGUCUUCUCGAACGGAAGCUGGUGCCGAAGCAUCCACAACGGAGUCAUUGUUUGUUCUAUGCACCGCCGACGGAACCAUUUACUCCAUUGACGCUUGGACGGGAGAAUUCCAAUCAGUCGUGUUGACUGGAUCACCGUUGAUCUCACACCACCAGCACGCAGCUCGAGACGAGCAUGCGGAAAGUUCACACAGCAUGAUGGUACCCGGCUUGGACGGAACCCUUUACUGGAAAGAAGAUGGCGGGGCACUUCAAGCUUUGCCGCUCACGAUGGAAUCAAUUCUGGAACAUCCGGUACGGUCCUGUGAUCCGGAAGACCAACACUGUGGCAUUCUCACAGCGACAGCCCAUACAUCGCUUAUUGCCCUAGAUGAGUGGGGAAAGCUAGCGUGGAAAACGAUUCCCGGAUCGACGGACGACCCGCUUCAGGCUCCGACGACUUCUUCCAAUGCCGAUGAGAACACGACACCUCGUCCGAACGAAGAACAAGCGCAGGCAUCGUCGGUACUGUUACAGCGUAAAGACUACUGGAUCCAACAUAUCUCCUCCGAAACAGGUCGGCAAGUUUGGAACGCGACACUAGGAAUGUACCAGGCAUUGGAAUUUGAUGCCGAUGAGCAAGACGAAGAAGGUCGACUCUUGCCUGGGGCCAGUACCUCUAGACACUCCGGCGCUACACACUUUCCAGGCGUGGUUUUUUCGAAUGCGGGACGGACAUUGGCCGGCGUGGAUCUUCAAACACAAUCCAUCUUGUGGCAGAUCGACACACCUACCGUAUUGGCGACCGUAUUUGGUAUGCAUGCGGGUCAAUGGAAACCUGUACACGUGUUGCAAUCUCACCCAUUGGAAUCUGAAACAAUGCCCAAAGUGGUACAGCAACGAGCCUUGCCGGAUCGCGCCUCGCCGGUAACACAGUAUGUAGAUUACGCGGAACUUUGGAGACAGCACCAAUCGUCGGCGGAGCAAACGCAUCGAUGGUGUCCCCGAACGACCUGUCUCCCCAAUCAACCUUGUGAAUGUUCGGAAUUCAAUGACGACACUUGUGUGGAUACCGAACCUUCUCGUCUCGAGCUACCAUCGCCCACUUCUGCAGUGCCCAUGUUGGUUUCUCAGGUUGACGGUUUGCUGUUGUCCUGGCGUGUCGUGUCGCUUAUCGUUGGGAGUUUGCUUGGACUAGUGGUUUGUGGACAGUUUUGGUACAUUCGCAAAAAAGAAAAGUGGUCGCAAGCGACGAAGACGUCCCGAUCGCGUUCUUCUUCUUUUGCCACAAACUCGCAUGAGGAUCAAGUUGACGGACCCAUGAUUGGAAUGAAACGCACCAUGAGCUUACCGGCGAUUCUAAAGCCUGAAAAUUCUACCGCUCUGCCGACGCAAUCUUCGGUUGAUAUUGUCCCGAGUGCUCCAGCAUAUUCGAGUCCUGCACCCUCGUCGAAAGACGCCAGCGGUAGCAUUCCGUUGGUGCGGUAUUCUCGGUACGCGUCCGAAUUUCAAGAGCUGCGGGCUUUAGGGAAAGGCGGAUUUGGUACUGUCUUUCAGUGUCAAAACUCCUUGGACGGUCGAGAUUAUGCCAUUAAGAAGAUAUUGAUCCGAGGAAAUGACCUUAAUUUCCAAACUCGUUUGGAGCGAGUUUUGCGAGAAGUCAAAAUCUUGGCGGUGUUGGACCAUCCGCAUAUUGUUCGAUACUACACGGCGUGGUUGGAACUAGAAGAAAGCAAUCAUGACGAGAGUUUGAACGUGGACGACGACGAAACAUUGUCUCGAAAAUUUUCGAGCUCACUCUUGACAGAACAAACAGAUUGGAAUGCCCACAAAACAGGACACAACAAAUCGCCAAGGCCAAGAACACAAGGGCUAAUAAUGGGCGGUGAAGAAAACGGUUGGCGAGACGAUUUUGGACUUUCCGAAGAACCGUCAUUCAUUGUGCGCCGGACUUUUCAUAGGGAAAUCUCCGACUGCGGCUUUAUUUUCGAAAACAGUAACGAAACGGGAACGGGCACUUCUCCGGACGAGGUUACAGCAAAUCAAGACACAGAAGCGGUCGAGGAUGUCUGUUCGCAUCAUCAAGACCUGAAGUCGCUGGAUAAAAUUGCGGAUCCUGUUGUCACCGGCGAUCUUCCUCGAUCCCCGUCGAGUAGCUCAGACAUAAGCGCGAGUGUGGUCAUUGCACCCGAACUCGCGAAGGCGUUGAAAAAGUCUAGCGACCCACCUUUACGGACUGUCCGGCAUAUUUUAUAUAUUCAAAUGCAGCUUUGCAGUCAAGAAACGGUCAAUGAUUUCUUGACUGACGCGAAUGCGCGAAAGGGGGUAGCGCCGGAAGGCGUCGACGUUCCAUCGGCGUUGAAGCUAUUUUUCCAAAUCGCGCAAGCUGUCCAGCAUGUACAUGGACGGGGUUUAAUCCAUCGCGAUCUGAAACCCAGCAACUGCUUUAUCGAUGGAUCAGGCAACGUGAAAGUCGGUGAUUUUGGCUUGAGCCGCGAAUCAACAGACAAAGACGAAGGGGAGGCUUCUUUUCCUCAAUCUCGGCAAGAGGAUCGAGUUUUCGACAAUCACACUGCCGGAAUUGGGACCCGAUCAUACGCGAGUCCGGAACAAAUGAAUGGCUCAGACUAUGAUUCAAGUACAGAUGUUUACUCGUUGGGAAUUAUCUUGUUUGAAUUGUGCUAUCCCAUGUACACCGGUAUGGAACGCAAUAUCUGUUUGAGCCAGCUACGAUGUUUGCGCUUUCCAGAGACGUGGCAUGCCACAGUGGGACGAGGGUUUCCGACACUUCAAAAUCUGAUCAAAUCUAUGCUCAGUCCCAAUCCUAAUGAACGCCCCACAGCAGGGGUCGUCGCGCAGCACAUUCAGUCGAUUCUCGGGGAAUUUACGAUUCAAUCUUUGGAUCUCCAGGACGCGCCCGGUACAAUCUUGUUGCGCGUCGAAGCAGAGCAUCGAGAUGAUGUCCUGCGGUACACAAUGCAAUGUAUUCAAAACGUGGCGGAGGAGGACGAUGCAGCAGAGGGCAAGAUAGAAAUUGUACAGUAUGGUCUUCGUAGCUCAAAUCGCAACAAAGAUAAACCUACCGCCGUAAUGGAGUUUGCCCUUCGAUCCAGUCUUCCCGGGACAAUGUUUGUUGAGUACUUGCGGAAACGGCCGGAGAAGAGUAGAAAUUUGGAGCAAGGAGAAUUUUGGUUCUUCGCUCCAAAUGAAGAAGAACAACAAGCCUUUUUUUGGGUCUGUGUUCGACAGUUUAGUCUACAUUGCAAAUUUCCAAAAAUCGGAUCUGUAACGCAGUUUAUCUUUACCAAAAGUGCAGCGCAGCCAUUGGAUCUUCAAUUGAGCACAUCAAAGUCUGCAGCACGACACAUGAUGAGAUGUACCAACGAAGAUGGCUUUGCUUGGGGUGGGGAACCACCGGGAUGA
Molecule: messenger RNA, 3639 nt
Organism: Phaeodactylum tricornutum CCAP 1055/1
Lineage: Eukaryota; Bacillariophyta; Bacillariophyceae; Surirellales; Neidiaceae
Exons: 3
Coding region: 148-3639 (1163 amino acids)
Biological process (GO): protein phosphorylation
Molecular function (GO): protein kinase activity; ATP binding; protein binding
Source: RefSeq, a predicted model, not a curated record